Pterocles gutturalis (yellow-throated sandgrouse) is the source of this 402-nucleotide messenger RNA. RefSeq names its product WD repeat-containing protein 37-like. The record is from RefSeq and is a predicted model, not a curated record. The transcript is spliced from 4 exons. NCBI's taxonomy places the organism in Eukaryota, Metazoa, Chordata, Aves, Pterocliformes, Pteroclidae. Bases 1 to 402 code for a protein of 133 amino acids.
AUGCCAAUAGAAAGUGGAAGUUGUGCAUCUGCUCGCCAAGCAAAGCAGAAACGUAAGUCGCACAGUCUUUCAAUCCGAAGAACCAACAGUUCUGAACAAGAACGGGCAGGACUGCAGAGAGACAUGUUGGAAGGACAGGAUUCUAAACUACCAUCUUCUGUCCGGAAUACACUCCUUGAACUUUUUGGACAAAUAGAGCGGGAGUUUGAAAACCUCUAUAUUGAAAAUUUGGAAUUACGUAGAGAGAUUGAUACACUGAAUGAGCGUUUAGCAGGCGAGGGACAGACAAUUGAUGGAGCGGAACUGAGCAAAGGACAACUGAAAACAAAAGCCAGUCAUAGUACCAGCCAGCUUUCUCAGAAAUUAAAGACAACUUACAAGGCAUCUACUAGCAAGGUAUGA